Messenger RNA from Selaginella moellendorffii, 1250 nucleotides. RefSeq lists its product as uncharacterized. The record is from RefSeq and is a predicted model, not a curated record. Bases 37 to 1122 code for a protein of 361 amino acids. The transcript has 12 exons. Gene Ontology annotation, cellular component: cytoplasm. NCBI's taxonomy places the organism in Eukaryota, Viridiplantae, Streptophyta, Lycopodiopsida, Selaginellales, Selaginellaceae.
GCAUAGGGUUUAAGGUUAAAGCGGGAUUUUUGAGCCAUGGCACUAUCGCCAUGGCUGCCAGCUGCCCGGAUCAAAACAAGGCGGCAUGGCUCUUCGAUCAGUGCUUGUAUCACUGUGACAACACCAACCCAGAAGGUAAGGCUAGGAAAAUCCAGUGUAGAGGUUUCUCCUGUCGGGAUUGGGGCUUGGUCGUGGGGCGAUACAAGUUACUGGAAUGAAGGCACUUGGAAUGAUAGAAAGUUGAGAGAUGCCAAAGAGGCAUUCACCGCGAGCGUGGAAAGUGGUUUGGAUUUCUUUGAUACUGCAGAGGUCUAUGGCUCCAAGUUUGCAUCUGGUGCUGUAAAUUCUGAAACACUUCUAGGAAGGUUUAUCAAGGAGAUCAAACAAGAAGAGCAAUCUAAGAUUGUAGUGGCAACGAAGUUUGCUGCACUGCCAUGGAGGUUUGGCCGAGGGAGCGUUGUCAAAGCACUCAAGGAUUCUCUGGAGCGUCUCAAUCUUUCGUCUGUCGAUUUAUAUCAGCUCCACUGGCCAGGCAUAUGGGGAAAUGAAGGAUAUCUCGACGGUCUUGGUGACGCUGUGGAGCAAGGACUCGUAAAAGCCGUAGGAGUUUCCAAUUACAAAGUGGACAGGCUUAAGAGGGCUCACGACCAGCUGAAGAGACGAGGAGUUGUCCUGGCAUCGAAUCAAGUAAACUACAGCCUGAUCUAUCGAAAACCAGAGGAAAACAGCGUCAAACAAGCCUGCGACGACCUGGGAAUCACACUCAUAGCUUAUUCUCCGAUCGCUCAAGGUAUCUUGAGCGGGAAAUACACGCCAUCAAAUCCACCAAAAGGACCCAGGGGAGGAAUCUACAAUGCGGAGUUCCUGUCAAAGCUCUCUCCUGUGCUAAACAAGCUCAAGCAACUAGGAGAAAAGUAUGACAAGACAUCCACACAGGUAGCUCUCAGUUGGCUGGUCGCACAGAAGAAUGUGGUUCCCAUUCCAGGUGCCAAGUCGGCACAACAGGCGAUUGAAAUCGCGGGGGCUCUCGGAUGGAACUUAACAGCCGACGAAGUUGAGGAACUCCGGGACAUUGCAAAGAGAGUUUCUCCAGUGGUUGGAUUUCCCGUCGAGAACCUGUGAAGGCUUCCUCGUCUAGUUCUUGAGAGAAUCUAAAGCUUCUUUCUCUUGAUAGAGUGGACUCAGUACGCUCUAGAUAUUGAACUUAGAAACGUAACUACGUAUGAACAAAUCUCGUGACUGUUGCCUAA